Zootermopsis nevadensis is the source of this 3471-nucleotide messenger RNA. NCBI's taxonomy places the organism in Eukaryota, Metazoa, Arthropoda, Insecta, Blattodea, Termopsidae. The record is from RefSeq and is a predicted model, not a curated record.
CUGGACGGAUAUUUUGAACAUGGAGGGAGUUUGUGAAGAAAAAGUAAUGUCUGACCAAAGCAUUAAUGUUGAGAAAUACCGCCGGCUUGUUAAAUCGUAUAUUGAUUUGCACCUGUACAGCGCUGCGUUAUUCUGGGCAGACAAAAUAGUGUCGUUAAGUAAUGGAGAACCACGAGACGUGUACUGGUUAGCGCAGUGUAUGUUUCACAUGAAGCAGUAUCACCGAGCUGCGCAUUUAAUUCGAAGCAGAGGUCUGGAGAAGACACACAUGCUCUGCCAUUAUCUGGCUGUUCGCUGUUUGCUUGAGGCACGGGAGUUACCUGAGGCUCUACAGGUUCUGACGGAUGUUGAGCAGAAAGGGAAUUUGUUUCCUAACAUGUGUACCAGUUUUGAAUCCACCGUUCCAGUGGGCUUUGAUGACACUACAACGAAUCUGACCAGCUCAAUUCUUUUUCUGAAAGGUCAAGUGUAUGAAGCAAUGGAUAAUAGAGGGCUUGCUGCAGACUGCUACAAGCAAGCGUUGCGCUGCGAUGUACAUUGUUAUGAAGCAUUUGAAGCACUUGUCCAACAUCAGAUGCUGUCUGCCCAGGAAGAACAGGAACUGUUGGAAUCACUGCCUUUGUCACAGCAGUGUGUUGGCACAGAACAACAGCUGCUGCGAUUGUUGUAUGAGAGCAAGCUGAAGAAGUAUCAUGCCCCAAAUGAGUCACUGCCACCUCCCCCACCUGCUCUUGCUCCAAAUUUGGACUUGGCCGUUGCACGGGCUGAACGCCAUUACUACAACUGCAAUUAUCAGCAGUGUAGCCACAUCACUGAGGAUGUGCUAAAGAAGGAUCCGUACCACAGCGGCUGUCUGCCUGUCCACAUUAGCUGCCUUGUGGAACUCAAGAAAGUUAACAAACUGUUUUAUCUCGCACACCGGCUGGUAGACCUGUAUCCUGAGAUGGCCAUCUCCUGGUAUGCUGUUGGUUGCUAUUAUUAUGUAAUUGGUAAGUUCAAUAAUUACAGACAGUACCUGGGCAAGGCAACAACACUAGACAAGCUCUUCUCUCCAGCAUGGCUUGCUUAUGGACAUUCAUUUGCUGCAGAAAACGAACAUGAUCAGGCCAUGGCAGCGUACUUCAAAGCUUCACAACUUAUGAAAGGCUGCCACUUGCCACUGUUAUACAUUGGAUUGGAAUGUGGGUUGACCAAUAACGUGAAACUUGCAGACAAGUUCUUCCUGCAGUCGCAGGGCAUAGCUCCUCAGGAUCCGUUUGUUAUGCAUGAGAUGGGAGUCAUCUGCUUCCAAAAUCAUGAUUAUGAAGCUGCAGAGCGCCACUUUUUAGAGGCAUUGUCUCGUCUGCAGGCUAUCAAAGAGCCAGUCCUACCUGAUAAGUGGGAACCUCUCCUCAGCAAUCUAGCCCACACAUGUCGCAAGCUGCAGAAAUAUGCCGAUGCUCUUGUGUAUCAUCGCCAGGCUCUAGUUCUCUCACCUUUGAAUCCCUCGACAUAUUCUGCUAUAGGCUUCGUACAAGCAAUAGUUGGCAAUGCUGACGAAGCUGUCGAUGCAUUCCACAAGGCUUUGGGCAUACGGCGAGAUGAUACAUUCAGUACAACGAUGCUGAGUUAUGUGAUCGAACAACUGGCAGAGGAGGCAUUCCCAUAUGAAGAUACUCCACAACAAAUGGCAUCAUACAGUUACCCAACACCGAUGCCUCAGGUGAGUAAGACAGAUGUCUCUGCGAUUAGUUUGGACACUGUAACUCCUCCUGGUUGCACUGAAACACCCUCGUCCAGUAGCGCACUUAGGUUUGAAGUGGAUAUGCAGGACUCGCCACUUGAGGAAGUACGUCAUGACGUCAGCUGAAAUACGCAUGAGCUCAUAUUGCCUCAGUCCUGGAGAGUAGAGACAUGAAUUCUCAGUACUGUUUAGGUUAUGCAAGGCAACUGCAAUGAAGGAUCCUGAGGUACGUGCACACUCUAUAUGUCAGUUCAUAAGAUAAUAGGGUGUUCGAAAGCUAAGUGAAUGAAACUGGAAAAGGAGAAGUAGAAUACUUAUAUGGAAGUUCUGGAGUUUCUGUUGUCUACAUUGUGUGACAUUUCUACACAUUUGUCAUUGUUGUGCCUUCUGUGCCUGGCAUCUCAUCAUCUGUGCUCAUUCCACUCUUCACACUUUCACUGACUUGGGUGAAUGACAUUGGUUUUGGUGUUGCAAAUGUAGGUGUAUAAUUUUUUAGAAGUUACGACCCUGCAACAGAGCAAUCUGCACCAUGUAUUUUGUUUCCUGAUUGAGACUUCUUUGUUCUGUUUAAUGCUCAUGUCAGUGCAUGUGCAAACUUCAUAUUUCAUGUCCACAACGCUUGAAUUCAAAAUUUUGUUUUGUUAUUGUUUAGCCAAUAUGAAAUUCAUCGAGUAGGUGGUCACUCAAUAGAGCUUUCCAGAGUCGUGUCUCACGUUUUUGUCAGACUUAAAUUUUUUGCAUUGCUUCCAUCUUGCUAAAGGGAAAAUGAAUCAAAAUCAUAUAAACCACAGAUGGAGGGUGAUGGUAUCAUCUCCUCUGUGAGCAACAAGCAUUCAUUCACUAAAUGGGAGUUUUGCCAAUAGCUGUUCUCUUCUAAGGAGACCAACAAAACUAUCUGUGAUCCUGCUCUUGUAGCCUAAGGCUAUCGUAAACAUUCUGUUGCAAUGCCAUGCAUUAACAAGUUCUUCUGAGGAUGCCCAACACAGCUUCUCAUUAGAAAAUAGGUUUUCCAUCUCUUCCUGACAAUUCUACUUGAUGAUAGAGUUUUCUUGUUUCUCUGUUGUAUAUUACAUCUCUUCUUGAUAAUUCUUGUUAGUGACAAAGAAUUAUAUGACUUUGUUGUGGGGGUACUUACCUGGAUUUUGAGGAAAUUUUGUUUGAAUACAUUAAUUAUAUGAAGAUGAAAAGAACAUUUUACCAUAUUUUGGAAAUGAGUAUCAACUUUAUUUUCACCUUAUAACAAAAGUUCUGUAUAAUGUGAAAAAAUAAUGAGGAUGGCUGUCUUCUGGGAUGUUGUGCUGUGUAGUCUGGCAUAUAACUAACCUGUAUUGAAGUACAGAGCCUGAAAUUUUACUUACUGCCUCCAUCAUCUGGGUGAUCGCCCUUAUCAGUCAAUGUCUGCCAGACCAUACAGUAUAACAUCCCAGAAGCAGCCAUGUUUGUAUGGAAGACUGGUACUGGUAAAUAUUCUGCUUCUCCUUGUCCAUUUACUUGCCUUCAUGUCUCAGAUUUUGUUAUUAUAAUGGAAACUCAAAACCAUGUCAUAACUCCUCACAGGUAUUGCAUGACCUCAGAGUAUUCAACAGAUUAGCAAGUACUGUGUUCAUCAAUUAUCAAUCAAUCCUCCAUUCUUAUAAUGAAAAAUAAUUGGAAACAUGUUUCCUUUUCCAGGUUUAAUAUUGAUUCAAAUGUUUUUAUAACAUUUGUUUAUGAUAGUUCUGAAAUAAAAUACAUGUUAUUAAAGUGUA